AACUUUGUCCCCUUGUAAAGCCCCCUUGGUCGUGAUUUGCCCCCUUUGCGCCCUUGAUCAUGAUAGCUCUCAAUACGUGCGAGAUUACGGAUUCUACCAUUUCAAAUUUCUCCGCUACAAUUUAUUUUAUUUUAAUGUCCAAAGAGAUAACCCCCUGGCAAUCUUGAUCACCUGUCAAGUGUUACCUAGUAGGUAUUCGCUAUCUGACCACUGUUUAUCACACGUCCCAUGCCCGAUUAUACACAACAAGAGCGUCCUGCUCAAACAAUGUAGCACUGUCGGCACACCUAUAGCCAUAAACUACAAGAGAAUAGUCUCUUCACCGAUCUAUGGUCAAAUCCAGCCAAAAGAAAUACCCAAAAAACUACUGUAAUCAUGCAUACUAACGGUUGAAAAUAGAACAGCAAAUAAUCAUGAUAAGGGCAAAGUUGAUAGCCGCCACUGCGUAUGUGACUGAAGCUCCCAAAAUCGCAUGCGCACAGCAUCUGUGCUUCCCUAUCUCCCUCUACCCAAGCAGCAAAAGGGAAUAAGUGUAACUACGGUUUUCGACUUUAUACGGUUUGUGUAAGGUUAGAUUUCGAAUGGUGGAAGAAAUACCAAGUGAAGUUUUGACGUGAAACGCUAUUGCAAUAAGCUUAAAGGAGUUGUUUUUUAGAUGUCUCUGGACCGUUCAGAGGCUGAGUCGUGCGCGACGGGCGGCCUCGCGAGUUUACGCGGCCGAACUGAAACACGGUUUCAGAAGUGUUAUAUUUAAUGAGUAUUAAGUGGUUGUUUAGUGUACUAAUGAGAUGUUUGUGAUGGUUUUUGGGACUUAAUGGUUUUGAGGAGCGAUUGAUGUACCCAACGGCGGAUAAUUUCAUUAAAAGUGUAGCAAUCUAUUUAGUGGCCAAAUAAAUUACUUUUAUUGCGCGUCAUAAAUUACAGACAGCCGAUGUCAUAAAAAAGUGUGGGCCAUAACUGUCUGAUUUCGUUUAUCUGGAGCCACGUUUGUUUCUGAGAACUGUGCUGUGUUUGUGAUGUUGCGAGUGGCUGCCAUAAAAGGCGGCGUUGCCGAUAAUUCCAGUAGGGAUGGGGUGGGGCCAUAAAAUGGAGUUAUUUUCCUUCCGCGGAGACAAGAUGCUUCUGACGCUCUACUCCGCGCUGCUUCUCUGGAGAAUCGACUGCGUAGUCGAGAGCACCAAAGUAGUGAAAAGCAGCAUCCGCCACCAAACAACAUCACCGCUCAGUCGAGUGGGUCCGACGGUGUCGCUCCGUGAUGCAGAGCCCGACUUCACGGGGCCCAUUCAGAACGUCACCGUCGCUAUCGGGAGGGAGGCGGUGCUUACUUGCUCUGUGCGCGAUUUGGGAGAUUUUAAGGUGGCGUGGAUCCGCGCAGACGACCAGACCAUCCUAACGUUGCACACGCGGCUAGUCACUCACAGCUCGCGGUACGCGGUCACUAACGACUCUCCGGGGUCUUGGCAGCUGCACAUUCGACCUCUGAAGGUGGAGGACCGCGGUUGCUACAUGUGCCAGAUCAACACCAGCACGAUGAAGAAGAUGAUCGGAUGCGUCGAUGUAUUAGUUCCACCAAACAUCGUAGAUGAAGGCACCAGUGGCGAUCUAGUGGCGAGAGAGGGGGAAGAUGUGAGCCUCUCCUGCAUGGCCGAAGGUCGGCCUCACCCACGCAUACUGUGGCGAAGGGAAGACGGCACCAACAUUCAGCUGAGGGAUGAGACGGGGGAGCUACAUAAAGUGGACAUGUUCAUGGGUCCCAACCUCAACCUGACGAAGGUGGAGCGACGACAGAUGGGAGCGUAUCUCUGCAUCGCGUCCAAUGACGUCCCGCCUUCAGUAUCCAAGCGCAUCAUGCUUAAUGUUAAUUUUGCCCCUUCAAUAGUGGUGGCGACAAAGGUAAUAGGAGUGCCGACUGGGUCUCAAACGAGGCUGGAGUGCUUCGUCGAGGCCUACCCUCAGGCCAUAAACUAUUGGCUAAAGAGCGGCCAGGAAAUGAUACUUUCGGGAGGGAGACACAACCUCAGCGAUGACCGCGCUCUGCCGUACCAGACACGAAUGGUGCUCAACAUCUCAGACUUCAGAAGCGAAGAUGCCGGUACCUACACCUGUGUGUCUACCAAUACUAUGGGCAAAACGGAAGGCACUAUCAGACUUUAUGAAAUAAAAAUAACUACAACAUCAACCACGACGACGACAACAACAACAACGACGACAACGACAACUACAACAACGACGACGACUCCGCCGCCGACAACCACGGAAUACUUCCCGUCUCGAUACGUGGUACCUUUGCAGCCGGCGGAGCAAAAGCACACGCAAGCUCAAGACGCAACCACUUACGAUACAAUGCAAAAUGUCAUCGAGCAGUCCGUCCUCGACAACAAUUGGCUGCCGACUGCCGAGUCCACGGGCUCCAGAGCCCACCAGGCCCUGCCGCUGCCGACCCUGGCCGCCUUCAUAGCGCUUCCCCACUUCAACUGUAUUAUACAUAGUAGUCUCCAAAUAUUAUACACAAUACUCUCUAAAACUAACGUGCAACACAACGCAAGAUGAUAAGGUUAAUAGCCGUUGGGAAAUCAGUGUCAAUUUUACAUUUUACAAUUUAGAUAGUUGUUAUUUAGAUAAUAUCUGGAGAAUACAUGAAUUGAUUGUGGAUAUUAGUGUUUCUGUUUGGUUGUCAUUUGCAAACAAUUUUGAAAUUCCAGUAAUAACCAGUAUAAGGUAAACGUCCCAGUGCUCGACAUGCUAAUGCCCAAAUAACACUCUGCUGUCACCUCUAUUUCUAGGUACUUGUAUUGGGACAGUGACGAGCAUCAGGCCGUCUACCUAACUGUUAUUUAACAAUACAAAACACUUCAUGAGAAUUCAUAGUAAUUGAAAUUCAUUGAAAAUCAGGUUUGGCAAAAGUAUCUACCGUAUACCUUAACUUCACCGUUGGUGUCCAACUUCGCCCAAGUAAAAUAUUAUAAUAAUAAUUACACAAAGAAAUAAAUAUCCAAAUAAAAAUACAAAAUAAAAAUUAUUCAAGAGUAAAAUAACUUACUUUGCGCACCUUUAAAAGCUCCAUUUACCUUGAAAUCAAACUACAGGAUAAUAAAAUUACUUGGUUUAUUUUAAAAUAUCAAUUCCACUAACAUAAUAUGAAUAAAAAAUAUGUUACCUACGCUUAAAUUACUUAUGGACAAGUAAUUUAAGCAUAUAAUACUGUUGGCUGCCCGUUGCCGGGCAUGUAUUCGUAAUAGUAAUAAUAAAUAUCAGUGUUUACUUUUAGCAACAGAAAAACUUAUGACGGCUAUGUAAGUUUAAGAUUAAAAUGUUCCUUAAACCAAAUCCAAAGAGUUAAUUAAAAAGAAUGUAAUUACCCAGUUGUCACUGCAAGUGACAGUUAAUCAGCUGUUCGUUUCGGGCCAAUUAAAUUUCUUGCGGCGUGCAUCAGCAUUUUAAACAAGUAACAGUUAAAAUUACUCUCAAUUAUGGUUAAAAUUAUUUAAGAUAAACUUAAGAAUAUUAUAUAAAUACAGAUUUAUUCGUCGAAUGGAGUUCACGUAUCCAUCAGGUUUAGGUCGUCUCAAAUAGUUUUAACCAUACAAUUAAUUACCUUUUACCUUUUCUCAAACUUGUAAAUCAUGACUUACUUCAAAUUUGGUCCGGAAAUACUACGUAUCCGGUGCGAUGAGCGAAGAUAUGUAAAGCUAUUUAAUACAGAAUUUGUAAAGCAACCUCCUUUUGUUUUUUAAUGCCAAAUUGUGACAACGUCUUGGCAUUCAAUUAUCAAAUAGUAGAUUCAUAAUUAAUUUUUAUCUGUGUAAACCUAGGAAUAAAACAAAUUUACAACAUUUUUUUAUUAUUGCAAGUUUGAAAAAAUCACUAUACAAAUCUUGACGCGAAACGGGGUUGCUGGCCGCGUAUCCUUAUCCUAUCCGUCUGUAUCUACUUGGCCUGCAACCCGUCGUUUCCCGGCCUUUAUAGUAAUGUACUAAUUACUAAACUGUAUAAAAAUAAAUAUUUUCCAUAAUGAAAUAUGAAAAGCUAGUCAGUUUUUACCUAAGCAUAUCAAUAACAAUGUAUAAAUCAAUGAUACAUAAAAUAUUGUUAAUGUACAUAAUAAUAUAUAAAUAAUUAAUAUACUUUAAUGUUUUUUUUUUUUGAAUGAAGCAAUGUUGCAAAUUUGUUUUCAUUUAUUUACUGUAUAUUUGCAACGUUAUUUAAAUAUUAAUUAUAUAGGCGGGAUUAACUAUUGUUUACCAAUUAAUUACAUACUAAAAAAUUACAGACUUCAAAAGCAUAUUCUACUUUGCAAUUAAUGAGCAAAUAAAUUGGAAAUAUAUCUCAAUAUUGGUGUUCGAAUAUGUCCAUUAAUGUGCGAACUAAUAUGUUUUCUAUUUAAGUUAAUAAAACAAUAACUGUUUUGAAUUUCGGCUUGUCAUGUUUGUAAGCGUUAUUUAGUUUUAGGGAAAUGUUAUGUAAAUAUUGCAAGCUUAGAAUUACAUUUUAUUACAUUAUAGUCUAGGCCAGUAUUACUUUAGAGUAAGUUUAUAAAAUAAGCUAAGAAUGUAAAUAGUAAUAUGAUUAAAACCAAUUUGUAAA
This is a messenger RNA of Cydia pomonella (codling moth), 4584 nucleotides long. RefSeq names its product lachesin-like. Bases 1069 to 2550 code for a protein of 493 amino acids. Gene Ontology annotation, cellular component: neuron projection. The transcript has 11 exons. NCBI's taxonomy places the organism in Eukaryota, Metazoa, Arthropoda, Insecta, Lepidoptera, Tortricidae. The record is from RefSeq and is a predicted model, not a curated record.